Messenger RNA from Mus musculus (house mouse), 10477 nucleotides. RefSeq names its product predicted gene, 50601. Bases 8233 to 9114 code for a protein of 293 amino acids. NCBI's taxonomy places the organism in Eukaryota, Metazoa, Chordata, Mammalia, Rodentia, Muridae. The record is from RefSeq and is a predicted model, not a curated record. The transcript has a single exon.
CUCUGAGAAUAGCUCAGAUUGCUCUGAAUGGAAGAAUGUGACCUGGGCAUAGUAAUUUGUACAACCCUUGUAGAACUAAGGACUGUAGGCUUAUCAUCUGGCCUGUCUUGUAGAGGAGUCUUUGUUGGCAUGUACACAUUAUAAUUUUAUUACUUAAGCACUUGGGGUCUUUCUGUUGUAUAUUUGGGGAGGUUCUUGUGAGAUGGGGUCUUAUUGUAUACAGAGUGGCCUCCACCUCCAUGCUCCUGCCUCAGCCUCCUCAGGGCUGGCUUAUACCACACAACCAGCUAAGUCACUGCAUUCAUGUUCUAAAUGUUUGUUUGCAAUGUCUGUCAGUGAAACUUAAACUCCCUGGGGCUGGAGAGGUGACUCAGUGGUUAAGAGCACUGGCUGCUCCUUCAAAGAACCCAGGUUCUGUUCCCACUACCUACAUUGUGGCUCACAACAGUGAUUCUACUGUAGUAGUAGUAGCAACUAACCAAGCUAGCCCUUACUGUAACUGUCACUCCAGAAUAACAAAGUUCUCUAAGAUGGUGCAGCUUGCCGGGCAGUGGUGGUGCAUGCCUUUAACCCCAGCACUUGGGAGGCAGAGGCAGGUGGAUUUCUGAGUUCAAGGCCAGCAUGGUCUACAGAGUGAGUUUCAGUACAGCCAGGGCUACACAGAGAAACCCUGUCUCGAAAAACAAACAAACAAAAGAUGUAGCAGCUUGAACCAGUGACUAUUAGCCUUUAGUUGCCAAAGGCCAGGAAGCUCGUGGUCUACCUGAGUGGUUCUGGCUCAGGAUUGCUUAAAUAAAGUUAUAGUUAAACUGUCAGCUGGAGUUAUUAGUGGCUUGAUGGUAGUCUGUGUCCCUCACAUGUGAAAGACCCUAGAUUCUUAGUGAAAGUCCUUAGUACUACAGAAAUAAUAAACAUGAUUGCAGUCAUUUCAAGACUCAGAUGGUGCUGGGAAUGUUGAUGCUUAUUUGAAAUCCCAGCCCUCGGGAGGUUUAGGCAGGAGGAUCCUGAGUGGCAAGCGAGCCUCAGGAGGUCAGAACAUCCUGUCUAGGGGCUGAAAGAUCUGAUCCACACCUGAUGUGGCUAGUAGCAGGACUCACACUGUGGAUCAGCUGUAGGGAAGUGCACACAUGGGACUGUUGUCACACUGUAGGCAGCUGUGGGGUACCGUACUGUGGGGUUGUGCAGGAGGUGAGGCUCACAGAGGACUAUUUUAUAGCCUGGGUCAUAGCAGCUUUGAUGACCUCCUUACAAAAUGACUGAUUUUUUUUUUUCCUGAAAAUUUUCUGAAAUUUCUGAGUUUCUUAUUUAGUGUCCUAGAGUCUCUUAGUGGGCAUCUUAGAAAAUACUAUAGGGUGCCCAGAUUCAUUUAAGCUAUGUAAAUUGUUAUAGUAAUUUAUUAUUUUGUUUUUGAGACAGGGUCUCACUAUGUAGCCUGGGCUGAUCUAGAACUUACUAUUUAGACCAGGCUGGUCUGGAACUCAGAGAUCUGCCUCUCACCUCUGAGCCUCCCAAGUACUGGGAUUUAAGACAUUCAUUAUCACAGUGGGCACAAUAAAUAUUCUAAAAUAUGCUGGGUGGUAGCACCACUCACCUUUAGUCAAGGCACUUGGGAGGCAGAGGCAGGAGGAUUUCUGAGUUUGAGACCAGCCUGGUCUACAGAGCAAGUUCCAGUAUAGCCAGGGCUACACAGAGAAACCCUGUCUCAAAAAUGAAGUAUUAAGAUAGGAUCUGCGAUGUGGUUUGUUGGGUGAGCACUAACUAGAGUUCAGAUCCCCAGUGCCAGUGCUGGGAGAGCAUGGUGGUGUGAUGACCCAGCCUCAGGAGGAGGAGCUAAGAGCUCCAGGACAAGGUAGCCAAGGAGGCCAGCCCUAUCUGAGAGCUCUGGGUUUGAUUGAGUGACCCUGCCUCAGUAAGGUGGAAGAAAGGUUGAGGGUAAUUCAAAAAGAGAAAGUUUAAUCACGUAAACUAAGUUAGAACUUCUCAACCCUGUUCCGAGAGUUCUGGGGGUCUCUAAAAAAGGGCCAGCUCCUUUUAAAAAAGUUUUUAUUAAUAAAUCUGUGUGUGUGUGUGUGUGUGUGUGUGUGUGUGUGCACGUGCACGUGGAUGAUCAGAGGACUACUUUGUAAAGUCUUUUCUCUUUUACCUUUACAUGGGGUAUAGUGGCUGAACUAUAUAUAUAUAUAUAUAUAUAUACACAUACAUACAUACAUACAUAUACUUCAGUUAUUAUGACAAACUCUUUACCCACUGAGCCAGGCAUGGCAGUGCACUUAGUUAAUCCCAGCACUAACAUGGCAGGGGCAGGUGCCAGCCUCUUCUACAUACUGAGGCUGUUUGGAGUGGGAGUUUGCUUUUGGUCAGGAAAGAGUGGUAUAGUAGUUACGAGCACUGGCUUCUCCUCCAAAGGACCCUGGUAUCCACUGGGUGCUUCACAGUCCACGGCAGCUCCGCUCCCUCCCAGGGGAUCUGAUGCUUCCUUCUGGACUUCUCAGGCUCUGCACACACCUGGUGCACAGACAUAAAGCAUACAAGCAAAACACCCAUACACUUAAAAUAAUUUUGGGGGAUGGGGUUUGAAACAGGAUUUCUCUAUAUAGCCCUGGCUGUCUUCCAGGGCUAUAUCCUGGAACUUGCUCUGUGGACCAGGCUAGCCUUGGACUCGAUCUGCCUCCCGAGUGCUGGGAACAGAAUAAAGCUUUUUUUAAAAAACAAAACAAAACAAAAAAAUGAAAAUUUGCUUCUUAAAGUUUGAUGUAAAAGCAGGACUAAUGAGGGCUUGUAAGUCCUAGCUCUUUAGGAGGCUGGACAAGUUCAGGGCCAGCAUGGUAAACUUAAUGAGAUCCUAUCUAAAAAAAGAGAGAGCUGGCUCAGCAGGUACGGCGGGCACCUGCUGCCAAGCCUGACAGCCAGAACUUACACCUUACACCCGAGUCUAGUGCAACACGGCAGAAGGGGAGAAACGAGAGCAUGUCGUCCUGACCUCCACAUCCAUGGACACACAAUAAAUGAUGAGAGAAUAUUGAAAUCUAAGGGCCAUGAUGGUAUAGUUCCACAGAAUAGCACUUCGCUGCCACAUCCAUGUGAAUUCCCAGUGCCAACGCCCGAGGAGAAGGCUGAAGUCAAGGAUGAGUAGCUGUUAGAACAGUCUUCCCAUGAAGGCACUCAGACCUCUAACCCCAGCAGUCAGAAGGCUGAGGCAGGAGGAUUGACAUGAGUUCCACAGGCCAGCCUAGUCUGCCUAGUGAGUGCCAGGGUAUAAAGAGACUCUGUCUUUAAAAAAUAGAAAUAAAAUGAAAAAGAAGGCAGGAAAGAGGAAAUCCUCUGUAGACCAGGCUGACCUCAGAGACCCGCAUGCCUCUGCCUCCCAGUGCUGAGUGGUGCUCCACCAUCCCCAGUGCUGAGUGGUGCUCCACCAUCCCCAGUGCUGAGUGAUGCUCCACCAUCCCCAGUGCUGAGUGAUGCUCCACCAUCCCCAGUGCUGAGUGAUGCUCCACCAUCCCCAGUGCUGAGUGGUGCUCCACCAUCCCCAGUGCUGAGUGGUGCUCCACCAUCCCCAGUGCUGAGUGAUGCUCCACCAUCCCCAGUGCUGAGUGGUGCUCCACCAUCCCCAGUGCUGAGUGGUGCUCCACCAUCCCCAGUGCUGAGUGGUGCCCCACUAUCCCCAGCUGCUCUGUUUUUUUUUUUUUCUCCUGCUGCUUUCUGGUUUCUUAUUUCUGUCAGCUUUAGUUGUUUGGCAUUUCCUCCCAUUAUAAACCUAUCUUACCAGUUUUGAAAGUCUGCUUGUAAUGUCCUAUUUGGUUAAAUUAGCCAGAGACCAUUCAGAGGGUCACAGCCUAAGAAUCGUAAUAAAUACAAGAGAGAGGGAGUUAGGCUUUUUCCAGAAAACUGCAGGAAAUUAACAUAGAAAGUCAAGCUCACAGCAGAAACUUCGGUUUGGAAAGUAUUCACAUUUCCUGUCCUGUCUCACAAAUUAAGUUUUGGGUGGCCUGUGUUCCAGUUUGGGGCAGGUAAAGCACAGAGCCCACAGGGUCAGAGUCAUAGCUGUUGAGGGUUCAGAUAUUAAAUAGUGAGGCAGGAGAAAAAGACCAGAAUUUGAAGUUUCGCCAAGACUAGUGUGGAGUCGUUACCAUUUCCUUCUUGUGUUAGCCAGAAUGGGCUCCAGCCAGGCAGCCUGAGCACCUGUGUGUGUGUGUGUGUGUGUGUGUGUGUGUGUGUGUGUGUGUGUGUGUGCGCGCGUGUGCGCGUGUGUGCAAGUGUGUGUGUGUAAGUGUGUGUGUGCAAGUGUGUGCGCGCGCAAGUGUAAGCAAGCAGGAAGCCCUGGCCACACAUAUGACAGCAUUUCAAUCACUAAAUAUAUUAAAUGAAAAAGGACAGUCUUCAGCAGUUGCUGUUGAAACAAUGGGAUGUUAUUAUGCAAAAAAUGAAUCGUGACCAUAAAUGUGUUUCAUACCAAAAAAAAUAAACCAAAAGAAAUUAUAGGGCUGGUGAGAUGGCUCAGUGGGUAAGAGCACCCGACUGCUCUUCCGAAGGUCUGAAGUUCAAAUCCCAGCAACCACAUGGUGGCUCACAACCAUCUGUAACAAGAUCUGACGCCCUCUUCUGGAGUCUGAAGACAGCUACAAUGUACUUACAUAUAAUAAAUAAAUAAAUAUUAAAAAAAAAAAAGAAAUUAUAAAAUGUAUAGCCAUGAAACUUGGUGGUUUUUUGCUUGUUUUGAGACUGGGUGACUACAGCCUUGGCUAUCCUGGACCUCCCUGUGUAGACUGGCCUCAAACACCUGGCUCUGCCUCCCAAGUGCUGAGAUUAAAGGCAUUCAGCACCACACCCAGCUUAAACCAUGGGCUCGCUUGAAGAAAGCAUAAAAGAAGCUGGGUUUAGCUAGCAGGCCAGUUCAGUUCAGUGUUGCUUGUCUGGUUUCCCGGCACUUGGGAGAGGCAGGAAGAAGGGAGUUUAGGGCCUUCUACAUUGCAAGCGAGUCUUCCCUGGACAAGAGAUGGGGGUGGGGUGGGUGCUGGAGAGAUGGCUUAGUUAAAAGCACUUGUUCUUGCAGAAGAUCCUGGUUUGGUUCCGUACCCACAUGGCUAUUCACAACCACCUAUAACUCUGAGAUCCUAUUCCCUCUUCUGACUAACAUGGGCACCAGGCACACACAUGUCGUACAUUCUUACAUACAGGCAAAACAUUCAUACACAUGAAUAAAAAUAAUAAGCUUUUUAAAAAAAAAAUCCUCCCCAGGUGGUGGUGGCGCACACCUUUAAUCCCAGCACUUGGGAGGCAGAGGCAGGCGGAUUUCUGAGUUCGAGGCCAGCCUGGUCUACAGAGUGAGUUCCAGGACAGCCUGGGCUACAUAGAGAAAUCCUGUCUCGAAAAAAAAAUAGUUUCUUCUAGCCAGGCAUGGUGGGCACACUUGGUUUUUAAGAAAUCUGCCUGCCUCUGCCUCCCAAGUGCUGGGAUUAGGCAUGUGCCACCACUGCCUGGCUGUGGGGUACACUUUUAAUCCCAGUACUCCAGAGGCUGAGGCAGGCAGAUCUCUGAGUUCAUGGCCAGCCUGGGCUACAAAGCAAAUUAUAGCAUGUCGAGGGCCACACAGAGAAACCCUGUCUUGAGAAACAACCAAGCUACUUUUGUUCUGAGGGAAACACUACAUAGAAGGAUAAACAGAACUGGAAUAAAAUAUUUGCAAGUCAUAUCUGACAAGAGACUUGUAGCUAUGAUACAUAAAGAACUUGUAUGCAUGUAUGUUUGUAUAUAUGUCCAAACCUGUGCACCUCCCUCUUCCCUGAGACAAUAGUCUCAUUCUGUAGCCCAUGCACUGAGGUUACAGUGUGAGCUAUCACACUGAGCUAAAGUGCUUUUGUUGGUUGUCUUGGUUGGUUGGUUAGUUGUUGCUGUGGUUGUUUGAAACUAUUGAGGCCCUGGCCUGGAACUUACUAGAUAGACCUUGAACCCAGAGAUCCACCUGCUAUGAUUCAAGGCUACCAUGUUUGGCUAAUAAUAAUUCAUUUAGGGAUUGGUCAAGUUUUUAAGUUUAGGGUGUGUGUGUGUGUGUGUGUGUGUGUGCGCGCGCGAUUGUACAUUCAUGUUUUGAUUACACAUAUGUCUAUGUGAGGGUAUCAGAUCCCCUGGAACUGGAGUUACAGAUGGUUGUGUGCUGCCAUGUGGGUGCUGGGAACUGAAUCCAGGUCCUCUGGAAGAGUAACUAGUACUUUAACCCUUCAGCCCUGAGAUUAUUUCAUUUUUAUGUGUAUCAGUGUUUUGCCUUAUGAGCCGUGUGCAUGCCUGGUUUCCACCAAGGUGAGAAGAUCAUUAGAGCCUCUGGACCUGGAGUUAUAGCUGUGAGCUACCCACCAUGUGGGUGCUGUGAAUUGAACCUGAGUUCUCUGCAAAAUCAGCACGUGUUCUUAACCACUGAGCUAUCUUCUAGCCCUAGGAUUUAGCAACAUUUUAAACAGUGAAACUUUAUUAUCUUGUUUUGCUAUAGGAUAUUCUAUAGCCUAUGCUCUUUGUUGAGCUGAUAAGUAGCUGAGAGAUGGCCCUUGAACCACCAGUCCUCCUCCUUCCACUUCCCAUACGGCUAAGCCAUGUUUUGUUGUUUUACUGUGGGGGCUGGAAAGGAGGCUCGGUGCUUAUGAGCAGUUGCUGCUCUAGCAGAGGUUCUGAGUUCAGCUGCCGCUAUAGCUCCAGUCAUAGAUGAUCCAACAACAUCCUUUUUUUUGGUCUCCACAGGGCACAUACAUAUAUGUAGGAAAACACACACACACAGAGACACAAUUAAAAGUUAAAACAUCUUUAAUUAAAAAUCUAAGCCAGGGGGCUGGUGAAAUGGCUUAGUGGUUAAGAGCACUGAUUGCUCUUCUGAAGGUCCUGAGUUCAAAUCCCAGCAACCACAUGGUGGCUCACAACCGUAAUGAGAUCUGAUGCCUUCUUCUAGAGUGUCUGAAGACAGCUACAGUGUACUUACAUAGAAUUAAUUAAUUAAUUAAUUAAUUAAAAAAAAUCUAAGCCAGGCAGUGGUGGUGCAUGCCUUUGACCACACAGAACUCAGAGGGCAGAAGCAGGGGGAUCCUGAGGACAGCCUGGUCUUCAGAGCGAAUUCCAGGACAGCUAGGGCUACACAAAGAAAUCCUAUCUCUAAAUAAAUAGCUGUCCGUCGUCCCCCCACCCCCCAAACCACCCUAUGAAUUACUGAAUGAAGCGAAAUGCGUGCGUGAGUCUAUACUGUGUGCCAGGUGCCCACAGAAGCCAGAAAGGAGCUUUGAUCCCCUGGAGUUUGUGUUAUGAGCCAUUGUGAGCUUGCUGUCCUUUGUGCUGGGACCGGAACGCUGGUCCUCUGCAAAGUAGCAAGCACUCUUAACCACGGAGCCAUCUCCGGCCUCUAAAGUCUUAUUUUUCUUUUCUUUUGGGGGAAGUAGGGGUGGGGUGGGGUGUUGGGUUUUUUGAGUCAGGGUUUCUCUGUGCAGCCCUGGCUGUCUUAGAUCUCACUCUGUAAACCAGGCUAGCCUAGAACUCUGAGAUCUACCUGCUUCUGCCUACUUAGUGUUGGGAUAAAUGGUGUAUACUACCACUACUUGGUUCAAGUAUCUGUUGUUAACAAUUUAAUAUCUGACAUUUUCUCCUCUAUCCAAGAACAAUAUGUUGUGCAGUUCUGGAGCUCAGUGAUAGCCAUCCCUCCAUCCACCAAGCUGGUACGCUUGUACCUCUAGGAACGGGGAGCCCCUGUGGGGCGUUAACAGUGUUAGGGAGGACAGGAUAACUGAAGCAGCUGCACACUGCUGAUGGAAAUGCUAAGUACUACACCUGUUCUGUGCUGUGACAGUUCGACUGCUGCUUACCCUAUUAAACAAGCGAGCUCCGAGAAUCCUGCUCCCGCCGCAUAUUUGCGGCAGAGUUGAGGAGUUGGUCACACCAAAACCUGUUUUAUCGUCUCUGUUCAUAAUGACUCAAAAACCGUGACCUACCAAAUGUUCUUGAGUGGAUAAAUGAAUAAACUGUAAUAUAUCCCAAACAAUACAGUAGUGCUCCGCAGCAAGAAAAUGGAACCCUGGCAGCACAGGACUCAAUGAUCUCGCAUUGUGCGGCCUGAAAGAAGCAUCCAGAACACAGCUGAUGCUAGGGCGCCGCCUGCUGGCGAAUGUCUGUGACCUCAGCUCUGGGAGGCUGAGGCAGGAGAAUUUGAGUUUUAUGUGAUGAUAAAACCUAAAAAAGCGCUUCUUCUUCUUCGGAAAACACCAAAUGGCGGAUGACGCCGGUGUAGCGGGAGGGCCCGGAGGACCCGGGGGCCCAGGAUUAGGAGGCCGCAGCGGCUUCCGCACAGGAUUCGGCAGCGGUCUUAGGGGCCGCGGUCGUGGCCGAGGCCGUGGCCGUGGUCGAGGCUGCGGGGCUCGUGGAGGUAAAGCUGAAGACAAGGAGUGGAUCCCCGUCACCAAGCUGGGCUGCCUGGUUAAGGACAUGAAGAUCAAGUCCUUGGAGGAGAUCUACCUGUUCUCCUUGCCCAUUAAGGAGUCUGAGAUCAUUGACUUCUUCCUGGGUGCGUCCCUAAAGGAUGAGGUUCUGAAAAUCAUGCCAGUGCAGAAGCAGACUCGGGCUGGCCAGCGGACCAGGUUCAAGGCUUUCGUCGCUAUUGGGGACUACAAUGGUCACGUUGGUCUUGGUGUUAAGUGCUCCAAGGAGGUUGCCACUGCCAUCCGAGGGGUCAUCAUCUUGGCCAAGCUUUCCAUCGUCCCUGUGCGGAGAGGCUACUGGGGGAACAAGAUUGGCAAGCCCCACACUUUUCCAUGCAAGGUGACAGGCCGCUGUGGCUCUGUGCUGGUGCGUCUCAUCCCUGCCCCCAGAGGCACUGGCAUUGUCUCUGCUCCUGUGCCCAAGAAGCUCCUGAUGAUGGCCGGUAUAGAUGACUGCUACACUUCAGCCAGAGGCUGCACUGCCACCCUGGGCAACUUUGCUAAGGCCACCUUUGAUGCCAUCUCCAAGACUUACAGCUACCUGACCCCUGACCUCUGGAAAGAGACUGUCUUCACCAAGUUUCCUUAUCAGGAAUUCACUGAUCAUCUUGUGGAAACCCACACCAGAGUCUCUGUUCAGAGAACCCAGGCUCCAGCUGUGGCUACCACAUAAGGGUUUUUAUACAAGAAAAAUAAAAGAAUUAAGUCUGCUUUAAAAAAAAAAAAAAACUAAAAAAGCAAGAAAUAGUGCCACUUAUACACUAAAAGACACAAAAUAGCAAAAAGAAGGGUUUGGGAAGUGAGCAUUGAGGAUAUUAGUUUUGUAUUCUUGCAGAUACAGAAGUCUGGGUGUGUUAACAUUUCGUGCCAUCUGUCCUAACCAGUUUUUCUGUGUAGAACUUAAUUGCACAUAAACCUAAUAGAACUGUUAUGGUUUAUAAAAAAAUAAAAGCUGUGUUAAGAAAGUAAGUGUAGCCGGGCGUGGUGGCGCACACCUUUAAUCCCAGCACUCAGGAGGCAGAGGCAGGUGGAUUUCUGAGUUUGAGGCCAGCCUGGUCUACACAGUGAGUUCCAGGACAGUCAGGGCUAUACAGAGAAACCCUGUCUCGAUUAAUAUUUCUGCUGAAAUGAUAUGUACCUAAGCAUGGUCAUCUGAAAAGAUGGUUAAUUUUGCCUCUUCAAAGAAUUUGUGGUCAUGCCUGCUUAUUGAAGGACAUUGACUGCAGUUCUAUCUGCCCUGCAUGGCUGUACAUAGUAGCAUGUAAAAGUGUCCUCUCAUAGCCAGGCAGUGGUGGCGCACGCCUUUAAUCCCAGCGCUCGGGAGGCAGAGGCAGGUGGGUUUCUGAGUUCGAGGCCAGCCUGGUCUACAGAGUGAGUUCCAGGACAGCCAGGGCUACACAGAGAAACCCUGUCUCAAAAAAAAACAAAAACAAAAAAAAAGUGUCCUCUCAAACGUCCAGUCAAGUCACCUUUCUUGUGUCCUCUCAGGGUCUCUUUCUUCUUCUGAUGGGAGCACCUGCUCCUACCUGGCUCUUAGUUGUUUGCAUUUUCUGUUGUGGGUGAGCUGUUUGCCAAUCUCAGUAAUUCCACACACACUCUAACUAGAGUAGCUAGCUGGCAUUUGUAGUAUAAGAGGUGUGCUUCUUGUUGUACAGAAUAGGCCUAGCCCUUUUCUGGAUAGAAUUAGCAGAACACUGGUCAGCAGGUCACCCCCACAUUCUGUCCUCUCUCGCUGAGUGCCACCCUACAUCAAAGCUCUUGUUCCCCAAAAAGAUUGGGAUCAAUUGUUCUGUAGACCUGAAAUUCCGAGGCCCUGCUGUGACUCCUGUCUGGUUUGUCUAUCCUUAGUCAGUCUGGCUCAGCUCAGCGAGGAGUCUGUAGCCUAGGGGAUCCAGUUCUGCUCUCAGGCAUUAAAAACAAAAAACUACACGAAUGGUUCCUCCUAGUGCUUGAACAAUAACACUGGUCUUUAAACACAGGCAUUUGAUACAGUGUGAAGACAGUCAUAGCUAGUUAUAAGAGUUAAUGUUUCUGCA